AUGUUGGGCGUCGUCGCCCACGACCCUCGUGCUGCGCCCCCCGCGCCGCCAGCUCGCGCCUACGGGCCUCCACCACCAUCACACCCUUCCUCACCACGCAUGUUUUAUGACCACUUUCAUCGCCGUGAGCCCGAGAUGCCUCGAUCCGGUAUCACCCCAACCUACAGUUACCCGCCCUCCUCGGUCCCUACCUCCGUGCCCCCCGUCUCGUACGCCCAUGAGAACGCCUACGCGGCAUAUCGAACAGAGAGCAAUGGGUAUCACACAUCAGCAGCGAGCCAUGUCUCGCUGAAGGAGCAGAGUCUUCCCGGGGGCAAUCGAGAGCCUGAACAUCGUCCAGACCCUCAUUACCCGAUCAGUCACGUCAACAAGCCCGAACGUCGGGUGGUAUAUCGUGAAGCUCCCUUCUCCCCCUUUGCAUGCGACAUGAAUCCUCCCCCGUCGCAUGACCAGGGUCGCCGGAGGUCCUUGGGCAGCAGUAGCAGUCCCGCGUUCCCUGGUGUCCAAGAGCAGUCCGCUGCGCCGCCAGUAGGGCCGCGACGUAUGCCUCCUCCCUCACCACCCCAACACUAUCCCUCCAGAGGCCAAACGGGAAAUGCUCCGUCCCUGUCCACUCCCUUCUUGUCGCGUGAGCCUCCCAGCAACCCGGCUCAUCACCGUCCAGGGAGCAGCAUGUCGAUAUCGUCCAUGCUAGGCUCGGACGCUGACCGACCAGGCCGGGAUGUAGGCUCUUCGUCCAUCUUUUCGCGUCUUCCAGUCUCGUCCGCCCCGUAUGGGAACGCCCACCCACCGUCGGCCCCCGGUGCCAUGUCCCCGCCGACCGCGCCAGCGCGUCCGUCCCCGCUCGAAUACCCAGGUUUUCGACGCUCCCAGACCCCCGAAAAGACAUUUGCGAAGAACCAGCCGUCGCGUCCAUACCGAUCCGGCUCCGGCGGUGUUCCCCAGCCCAUGACAGAACAGGCGAAAUUCGGUGGCCUGUCCCGCGGCCCGCCAUCGUCACAGUAUCCCGACAAGCCCAGCUCCACCCAUCCCUCGCCCCAAAUAUCGUCCGCCGAAGCUCCGUAUAACGAACCACGCCGCUUAAGUUUCAGCGGACCCGCCCCUCGUCCCAACAGCCAGCCGCAGCACCUCGAACCGCCGCCUCGCACCACUGGAUAUAGUCCGCUGUCACGGCCUGCCGCCGUGGCCGGGCCCGGAGAGGGUCCAUUUGCCGGUACGCAUCAGCGAGCAGCAUCAUAUAUGGGCCAUGAGGCCCAGCAUCACCGGUACGGAGGCCUGUAUGCGGAUCGACACGCGGAGGAACAGGCCCAUCGCGAACGGGAACGUGCGAUGGCGCACGAGGCUGAAACCAAGGCCGCGUCUCACCCUCCAUCACGGUACGGGCCGCCUUACGGGGACCGGGAGGCUGCAGCGCAUCGCCAACAAGGCGCGUCUGCCUGGGACUUGGGCCGGUCCCAGCCCCCGUCGCCUGAGACGAAACGGUUCUCUGUCCCGGAGGCGGGCGCCGGUUUUGGAUUUGGCGCUAUUCAGAGCUACACCAAGUCUUUGGGCUCCCAGCUCGGAGGGUCGCGACAGCCCUCGCUUUCCGUCCAUCCCCCUCCCAAUCAGCCGCCUCCUCCGUCACACGAUCAGCCGCCAUACCUCAGCAAGCUGCAGACUGAGACUCGCGCGUUUCCGCCCACAUCGUCCGCUGGCCCACCCUCGGCCGUUCACUCCGCGUCGUCGGAUGACCAGCGACGCAAAGGAAGUGAUGAACUCAUGGCGCAUCGUAACCUUCUCGGGGUGGGAUUAGAUGCGAAGCGAGGGGGGCGCGCAUCGCCGCUGCCCCAGGCGGUGCAGGGUGCCCAGGCUCAGAUCCUGGGUCCCGCGGGCGAGGCCGGAAUUAAAAAUGAGCUUGGCCGAGUUUUCUCCGGGAUUGGAAGUGGUGUGGGAGGGGUCACUGCUACCACUGGUGGCAGUGGUCCUUCGACUCCCAUGGCUCCGAGCCCGUUCAAACGCGACAGUGCGGCUGGUCGGUCCAGCAAUGGGGAGACAGAUGAUCCCAAGAUUGCUCGGCCUAGCUCAGCGAAUGGGAAGCGAUCGCGAAAGUCGCGCGACGAGGAUGGUCGCGCCGAGAGCGAGGCGGCCGCCCUAGGUGCCCGCGGUCGACGGAGCCGGCAUCUCCAUCACCACCACCAUCACCAUCAUCAUCAUCGCCAUAAGCCAGAAGAAGAAGCUGCCGCUGCUGCUGCCGCCGCUCUUGGCUCUAGCCGUCCCUUGUCUUCGGUAAAUUUCUUCCAUCGAACGGCCACGCCCGGGGAAGGCAGCGCAUCCGCCGCAGCGCAGGCCCUUGGACAUCACCACCACCAUCACCAUCAUCACCACCAUCAUGCUCCCCGACCGGCCGGGAAUACGGCUGUCACACCUAUGCGCGAGCCUCGCACGGUGGUUACUAUCGAACCACUCCUGUCGAGCGUCGCCCAUCUGCCUCGACACCACCUAGGCUCGACCUUGUAUGCGCCCCGGAUCGGCGCACCCACCGAGAAGGCAACCUUGGAAAGUGCCAAGUUCGGUUACACGACUACACCGCUUCCGUUGCCUCGCUUUGAAGGCAAGGAGAACUGCACGUUUACAAUCCGCGUGCCGCGUUUCCGCAUCGACACCAGCCAUCGCGAGGAGAUCUGCGCGCGUCGCGCCCUCUGGGGCACGGGCGUGUAUACGGACGACUCGGACCCUGUUGCGGCGGCAAUCCACUCUGGCUUCAUCCGCGGUGCUUGGGGUGAGGAUGUGGAUGUAGAUCUACUGGACCUGGAAAUCAGGGACACGUAUCAGCAUGCACCUAAAACGGCGCAAGAUGUUGGCGCGGAAGAUGGCGAGCGACCCCGGGUGCCGCCAGUGCCACCAAACGACAAGGACCUGCAUAUUACGCUGUUGAUUCUUCCCCGGUUGGAGCGAUACGACUCCAGCGUGUUGUUCGGAUUGAAGUCGCGAGCCUGGGAGGGCUCGCAUGACGGCAUGAGCUUCAAGGUGCAGCGAGUCGAGUGGGUAGAUGAAGGGGUCGGGCGUGGUGAGGAGCGCAGUGGCGAGGCGCGGCGCAAACGCCUGCGCAAUCUGAUGCAGACCGGACGGAUCUGCACAGGACCGGGAGUGAUCAAAUUGGAGCAGCUGCGAAACGGGGUGCAAAUUCCCCGACGGAAGCCGCUGGAGGGACAGGAGUCGAUGCCGGUGUCUUGA
Aspergillus tubingensis is the source of this 3213-nucleotide messenger RNA. RefSeq lists its product as uncharacterized. The transcript has 4 exons. The coding region runs from base 1 to 3213 and encodes 1070 amino acids. Lineage: Eukaryota; Fungi; Ascomycota; Eurotiomycetes; Eurotiales; Aspergillaceae. The record is from RefSeq and is a predicted model, not a curated record.